Molecule: messenger RNA, 5557 nt
Organism: Manis javanica (Malayan pangolin)
Lineage: Eukaryota; Metazoa; Chordata; Mammalia; Pholidota; Manidae
Source: RefSeq, a predicted model, not a curated record
CCGCCCCCCGGAGCGCGCGCGCGCGGCGUGGCGGGAAUUUCGCCUGGUUUGGGAUUCAGGUCCCACGGACGCCCGCUCGGGGAUCGGGACCGCCCACGGCGGAUCUCGGGGGCUGACAGUGUGAGCAGGUACGGACGUGCGCCGAACACGGGGCGCCCCGCUUGACCCAGAGCCCGGAUCGUGCCGGUCGCUGCCGAGUGCGGACUGGGCUGGCCUUGCCUUCCCGGCUGGAGGACCGAACGUAGGCGCCGGGCCCCGCAGAGCCUCCCCGGGAGUCGCCAGGGCGCUUUCCUGCGGCGCUGCAGACAGACUGGCCUGAUGCACGUCAGCAACUUCACGGAGGGCACAGGACAUGAAGUAAACCAUGGAUGACUGUUCCUCGGCUACGACAUUCCUAACCGACAGCUUGGAGCUGGAGCUGGGGACAGAAUGGUGCAAACCCCCGUGCUUUUCUUGUGCUUUUGACAACAGAGGAGGAGGAAAACACUUUUCUGGAGAGUCGUACCUUUCCAGCGGAGCCCUUAAGCGAUUAAUUUUGAAUCUUGAUCCUUUACCAACUAAUUUCGAAGAGGAUACAGUGGAAAUAUUUGGCAUCCAGUGGGUGACUGAAACAGCAUUAGUGAAUUCAUUUAGAGUUCUCUUUCAUUUAUUCAGGCAGCAGCUAUACAACUUGGAAACUUUACUACAGGCGAACUGUGAUUUUGGACAGAUAUCAAGCCUGCACUGCAAGGCAGACAAUAUCAGGCAGCAGUGUGUAACAUUUCUUCAUUAUGUUAAAGUUUUCAUCUUCAGGUCCUUGAAAGUACAGAGUGCUGAGAGUCAUGUUCCUGUUCAUCCCUAUGAGGCUUUAGAGGCACAGCUUCCCUCAGUAUUGAUUGAUGAACUUCGUGGGUUACUCUUGUAUAUUGGACAUCUGUCUGAACUUCCCAGUGUUAAUCUAGGAGCAUUUGCAAAUCAAAAUCAGAUUAAGCUUUUUCCACCAUCAUGGCAUUUAUUACAUCUCCACUUGGAUAUCCAUUGGCUGGUGCUAGAAAUUCUUCACAUGCUUGGUGAAAAAUUGAAACAAGUUGUAUAUAGCCAUCAGUUUAUGAAUCUGGCAGGUGACAAUUUAACCAAUGUCAGCCUAUUUGAAGAACAUUGUGAAAAUCUCCUUUGUGAUUUAAUAAACCUGUCACUCAGCAGGUAUGAUAAGUCCUUUUGGAAUUCGUUGAAUAAACUACUUAAAACACUCUUUGAAACACCAAGUGAUGGAGGACGUCGUUCUGUGCCUGUAAUCCGACCCAGGGAUCCAUUAGGUUUUAGCUGGUGGAUUAUUACUUGUGUAGCAUCAUUUUACCAGUUUGAUCGCCAUGGAGCACCAGAUGAAAUGAGACAAAUGAAAUCAAAUUGGAACUUUGUAGAAGAAGUGCUGAAAAAGUCUGUCAGUAUUCAGGAUUGUGUACCAGAAGAGCAAUUACGAAUGUAUCUUCACUGUUGUUUGACACUUUGUGAUUUCUGGGAGCCAAACAUUACAAUUGUCACCAUUCUAUGGGAAUACUAUAGUAAGAAUUUGAAUAGUUCAUUCAGUAUUUCUUGGCUGCCUUUAAAAGGUCUUGGAAAUGUCAUUAAGUCACCGUUGUCUAUGCUAGAAAUGGUGAAGACCUGCUGUUGUGAUAAACAAGAUCAUGACCUUUAUAAAUCCAGCAGUAGCUACACCAUUUUCCUUUGCAUUUUGGCAAAAGUUGUUAAGAAAGCAAUGAAGAACAAUGGUCCUCAUCCUUGGAAACAAGUCAAAGGAAGAAUAUAUUCUAAAUUCCACCGAAAAAGAAUGGAAGAACUAACUGAAGUUGGUCUGCAGAACUUUUUCAGCCUUUUUCUGCUGUUAGCAGCUGUUGCAGAGGUGGAAGACGUGGCAAGUCAUGUUUUAGGCCUCCUGAAUUUCCUCACGCCUUCCCUUGCAACAUCUUCUCUCACUUGGAAAGCUCAGGUGGCUUUCCUCCUGAUGUAUACCCAGAAAAAUCUGGACAUUGGUGUUUUGGCUGAGAAAUUUUCAGGUGCUUUCCUGGAGAAAGCAAAGGAGUUCUUGGUGUCUAAAAAUGAUGAUACAGGGCAAAGACAGUCUCUGUGGACGCUUCUGUCCAUCUAUAUUGAUGGUGUUCAAGACAUGUUUGAGACCAGCCACUGCUCGCAUCCUCCCCAUGAAAAGCUGCUUAAUGAUGGCUUCAGUGUGCUGCUUCGGGCCUGUCAGGGAUCCGAGCUCAGGAUAGUGUUGAGCUUUCUGCAGGCUGUUCUGGCCAGAAUCAGGAGUAUGCAUCGACAGUUGUGCUGGGAACUUCAAAAGGAGAACAUGGACCUACUUGUGCAGUCUUCAUUAUCAGCUAAAGAGCGCCACCUUGCCGCAGUUGCUAGUGCGCUAUGGAGACAUUUCUUUUCGUUUCUGAAGAGUCACAGAAUGUCCCAGAAAGUGCCCCUCCCACAACUGGCAGAUGCAGCUGCAGAUUUUACUUUGUUAGCAAUGGACAUGCCCAGCACAGCCCCAUCAGAUCUUCAGCCUCAGCCAGUUACAUCACUAAUAAAACUUUUUGGCUGGGAUGAUAUCGUCUGGCCUCAAGUUGUAGCAAGAUACUUAAGUCAUUUCCUACAAAAUGGCAUGUUAUGUGAAGCACUUUCUCAUUCAGGCUGUGUAUCUUUUCAAGCCUUAACUGUGAGAUCAUGGAUCCGUUGCAUUUUGCAAAUGUAUGUAAAAAAUCUCCAUGUGCCUGAUGAGUUUUAUGUUGAUAUAAAUCCUGAACAGGCAGUUGAAAAGGAGUAUUUGGAACAGCUGGCUGAACUGACAAGGUUGCUAUUUAAACUCUCAGAAGUAAAGGAUAUUUUCUUAAAGGCUCACGUUGAAGAUUUGUCCAUCACAGAAGAUCCUAAAAAAGCACUUGUUCAAUUCUUCGAGGCUGUUGGUAUAACUUACGGGAAUCUGCAGACACUUUCUGAUAAAUCGGCCAUGGUCACAAAGUCUUUAGAAUACCUUGGUGAAAUACUAAAAUAUAUAAAACCUUAUUUGGGAAAAAAAGUGUCCACUGCAGGGCUGCAAUUGACUUAUAGGAUGAUGGGAAUUCUUGUUAAAUCAUGGGCACAGAUCUUUGCUACCUCGAAAGCCCAAAAAUUACUAUUCCGGAUCAUAGAUUGUUUACUGUUGCCACAUACAGUGUUACAGCAAGAGAAAGAGCUCCCUGCCCCCAUGUUGGCUGCGAUUCAGAAGAGUCUUCCUUUGUAUCUCCAGGGCAUGUGUAUCGUGUGUUGUCAGUCUCCAAACCCAAACACCUAUUUGAAUCAGUUGCUAGGAAAUGUUGUUGAGCAGUAUAUUGGGCGAUUUCUUCCAGCUUCACCACAUGUUUUAGGUCUUGGGCAACACCCUGUUCUGUUGGCCCUGAGAAACUCAGCCGCUGCUCCACCGACGUCAUCUCUAAAGAAAUGUAUUGUACAAGUCAUCAGGAAAUCCUACUUUGAGUGUAAAGGGUCCUUGCCCGCCUCUCGCCUGAUGUCCGCUCUGGCCUUCGUCCUCCAGCUCUUCCAGGAAACUACCGUCGGUGUUUCAGAGGUCGAACCCCUCCUUCCUGGUGUCUUAAAGUGCUUGGUGUUGGUCAGUGAGCCCCAAGUUAAGAGGCUGGCCACAGAGAACCUGCAGUACAUGGUAAAAGCCUGCCAAGUGGGGUCCGAACAGGAACCUGCCCCCCAGCUGACUUCUGUGUUUAGGCAUUUUAUCCAGGACUAUGGUAUGAGAUACAAUUAUCAGAUUUACAACAUUUUAGAAAUAGUAGCAGCAUUGAACCAGCAGGUUGUUAUCCACUUGAUUCCUACCCUCACUCAAUUUCUGAAGGAUUCAGAGCAGAAAUGGGGCCUUGGCAGAAAUAUUACACAAAGGGAAGCCUAUAGCAAACUUUUAUCUCACCUUGGACAAGUGGGACAAGAUGAGAUGCAGAGACUGGAAAAUGAUAAAACCUAACAUUUUGUGAUUCUUCAUCUAUAUUAAUUACAACUGUCUAAAGCCGCUUUGUGCCAUUUUGGCUCCUCCUUUUAAUUAAUUGUAUAAUAUUCUGUUAAAAAUACUUUCAAGGAUUUUUUUCCUUACAUACCUGUAAAUAUAAAUUAUAUAAAUAAGGAAAUAAAGGUUAAUUACAUAUGUCAUAGCCUUUCUGUAAUUUACCAAACUUCAUUCUAUUUCAAAGAGAUUUUAGUUAAACUAAAUCAAACUUUUCCUAACUGGGAGUAUUAUUUGUGUACGCCUGUUAAGCAGCUCUGUACUGGUUGAUCCAUGGACUUUUUACUGUAAUGUGACGUUCUGCCUUGUUAGUGAUUUGUUUUGUUUUUGUUUUUGUCUUACAAGUUAUGUUUUAAUAUGGUACUUUGUCAAAUUACACUGUGCUGGCUUCUUUUUUUAAGGGGGUGGGUGAUCAGGAGAUGGGACUGUAUGUAUUUGUUAUCCUUUAUUAUACUAUGUGUGAGGCAGGUUCAUGAAUAAAACUGUCACCAAGCGUACUUGACUCUGAGGAGUGGACUGGAUGUGGCUGAAUGAUCAUACAGAUAACACGUAAAAUUGUUUUAGACUUAAGCCAGCAGUGUUUAUGCUUAAGUUAACAACAGUGGCCAGAUGUUUUCUCUACUCAUCCUUUCUUUUGUAGUUGUCAUCAAAAGAUAUACCAGAAGAGGGCUAAACAAUCGCCUUUAAGAAAAGGGAAUAAAUAGUAAUAUCUGGAAAAUCUUAUGAUUACAAAUAACCAGAGGUCUAGAGGUCUGUCGAUUCAUCUCCUUGAUCUUCAGUUGAGCCUCUUAUAACUUCGCAUCUUCCAUGUUUGCAGGGAACUAGGCAAGUGUCCGUUGGCAGCCACGGUCUCAACCCAUUAGCUGUCUCAUCCAAAUUGAUUUUACCAGUUGGGCUCUUGUCCUUGCCUUCUUUUUGUGAUGAGCAUUACUGGGUAAAAAGAGUUGGAAUCCUAGUGUUGGGAAUCCACUUGAAUUUCAAACCCAGAGCCGCUUCCCCCAAGUCAACUGUCACUACUUCCAACAAAUUUAAUGAAUAAAAGCCCCUUUAAGGCACAUAAUAUUCUUCAGAGCACUGAGUUUCUCUUCAUUAUGAUAGUGAAUUAUUAAACUAAGAAUGUAUUACUUUGCUUAUUUCAGCAAUUGAAAUUUUAUCUUUUUAAGGUGGUGCCUUUAAAGAGGUUAUUUAUGAAAAUAUAUGCUUUUGAUUUUCCAACGGAGAUUGAUAAAGAUAACUUUGAAAAUCUUGCUUCUUAGAGUAUGAAACUAAAGGAUAAGAAAAGCUGGUGCUGAAUCAUGCAUUAAGGUCCUUGUUGAAUAGAUUUCUGAAGUGCUGGAGUCCAUUUUCCUGACUUGAUCAUGUGAAGUAAAUGACAUCCCUCACAGUGUCAUGUCCUAGACAGCACUGAUUACAAAAAGUGUACAAAGAAUGCUCCGAAGACCCAUGGGACAAUAAUGGGCCACUAAGUCGGCACUAAAUUACACCACAGUAAAAGUCAUACAGAUGGUAUUGUAUGUUGACACACAAAGAGAAGGGUGAUAGGAG